Saccoglossus kowalevskii is the source of this 3681-nucleotide messenger RNA. Its product is annotated as golgin subfamily A member 5-like. Gene Ontology annotation, cellular component: Golgi cisterna; Golgi membrane. Gene Ontology annotation, biological process: retrograde transport, vesicle recycling within Golgi; Golgi organization. NCBI's taxonomy places the organism in Eukaryota, Metazoa, Hemichordata, Enteropneusta, Harrimaniidae. The record is from RefSeq and is a predicted model, not a curated record.
GUACAUAUCUGGGCAUGCGUAUAAGGUUUCAUCCACGUCGCCCUGUUUGGGUAUUGAAGUUGGUUAUACGUGACUUCAAAAAUCAGCGCAUUUAAGGUGAAUUUGGCGAUUUAUGCAAAUGAAACGCAUCGGGUAUUUCCAGAGGAUCUCUUCGCUUAUUUAGGUGCCACCAACUCUGGAUGAAUAAACAUUAUCAGAACACUACAGAUAUGGUGUGACACUGCAGUCAUCAUUUUCACUAGACAAUUACCAAACGUACAGUGUAUGUCGUUCUUGAAAACUUAUUUCUAUGCUUGACGAUUAUAACUUUUUAGAGCAAAAUGUCUUGGCUUCUUGGGAAAGCGGAGGACUUGCUAAAUAAAAUGGACCAAUCUGCAUCGGAUGUUUUAACAAAAACAGCAAACCAUGACUCCAUGUAUGCCAGCAUUCCUGAACACACUACUGCACCUCAGAAUCUUGUUAUGCCUGAUAAAAUGAACGCAUCCCAAGACUUGCAGGCAACUCUGUUAAACAAAAGUGUUUCAGCCGGUAACUUAGCUACAUAUCUAGCAAGUACAAGUAAUAUAAGCAGGACUAAUACUGGCGAUAGUGCAUUGAAUAAACCUCCCCAAUCAAAGCCUGCAGUGUCGUCUAAUCCCUCAACACCACCGCAGACAAAGAAAUCUUCCAAGGCUUUCCAAUCAAAACCAAAGAAGAAAGAUGAAGAUGAGAAGUUGUUUGAAUUUCUGAACAGUCCUGACACGCUAAGUACGGAGCGAAAGAAAGAUAAGCAACUGAAUGGUAGACACUCAAGGCGGUCCAGUACGUCAUCGACAACAUCCACAAGGACGGAUAACGCUUCAGCUGAAGGAAGUGUUGGAAUAACGAUAUCAAUAGAACCAUCAGCCGAUGACCAUAAUGAGCAUACUGAUGGCAGUGACAGUGCAGUUGGAAAUGAAAUCGCUGACUCAACGCAUAAUGCAACGCCGGAAAGUCAACAAGAAGGUCUUCUCAGUAGUCAUUCACAGCAACUCUCUUCAUUGGAAUUGGAAAACAAACUAUUGAAAAAUGAAGUUUCUUCUCUAAAUCAAGAAAUGGCAUCCGUUGUUCAGAGGGCUAGGUCUGCCCAGGAAGAAAUGAACCGGUUACGAAAUCAGUUGCGUAAUAGGAGUUCACAGAUGACUGAAACAGACAGUAUAAUUCGUCAGCAUCGAUCACGAGAAGAGGACUAUGUUGAGGCAAUAGCUGCUAAGGAUUCACAGUUAGCUGUACUCAGAGUGAGACUUGAAGACUUGGAUAAAGAAGUUCGAGAGAAAAUCAAAACGAUUGACAUUUUACAGAAUGAGAAAGACAGAAUUCUGAAGGACCAUACUGAUUCUAGCGGACUCCAAGGCCAAGCACUGGACUCUGUCAGGGAAAAACUCCAAGAAAGUGAAGCAGCACUUAAACGUGAAAUCCAAACAUUCAAGCAAUCACAAGUUGAUGCAAUGCAGCGACAAUCCAGGGUAGAAGAGGAACAUCGGACUUUGUCAUCAGCUUACUCGUUAUUACAACAGCAACAUAACCAUAGUAAGACUCACACAAACAACUUGUCAAUGCAGUUAAAGACGGCUAAAAAUAAUUUGGAUCAUGUUAAGCAGGAGUUGAAUGAUUACAAACAGAAAGCAACACGAAUACUACAGUCUAAAGAUAAACUGAUCAACAGUUUGAAGGAAUCUGAUCCAUCAAUAGACCAAGGGACAGUGACAGGGAUAGAGCUGGAAGAGUUGAAACAAGACAGAGAUGCGAUGAAAGAGGAAUUGCAGGUGUCUAAAGUCAAAUUAGAACAGCUGAGGUCAGAGUUGCAGGAUCUUGAGUUCCAAUCACAGACUGAUUCAGACAUGGCACAGGAACAAAUCCAGGAUCUUGAACAGCAGCUUAGUGAUCACAGGCGACAAGUUAAAGAGUUAGAAGCUGAACUGACAGAGAAGAGAGAUGAGAUGAAAUACAUGCAACAGGAACUGUUGAAACAGAAGACAAACUUUCAAGUCAGGCUACAAGACAGGGAGGAUGAAAUACACAAACUAAGAAACCAGUUAACUACUAAAACCAUGAGUACUACUUCACAAACUGAACUUGAAAACAGACUGCAUGCACUCACUGAGAGUCUCAUUCAGAAACAGACUAUGCUGGAAGCUCUCAGUACAGAGAAAAACUCACUGGUAGUUCAGCUGGAAAGAAUGGAGAAACAAUUUGAUGAAGCCAAAGAAAUCUCAGCCAUCCGAGCUAAGACUCAUCAUGCAGUAUCUAUAGAAGAAACAGAAGAUGCAGGCAUCAGACAACGUAAUUUCCCCGAGUUCUUGAAUGAGUCCCCACUCGACACUGGAGUUACAAGAGGAAUGAAGAAGGCAGCCUAUACUUUGGAUAGGUUUAGUGUCAAGCUGGGGAUAUUUCUGAGAAGGUAUCCGAUAGCGAGACUCUUUGUGAUUCUCUACAUGAUUCUACUACACCUAUGGGUAAUGGUGGUCUUACUGACUUACACACCGGAGAUGCAUGGUUCAGAUUAUGUUCAUUCACCGCAAGGCAUGGAACCCAGGGAACCUCAGCCUUAAUAUUCCGGACAUUCAAGAUUUAUUUGUAUUUGACACUCUAUAGCUGAAAUACUUUCAUUUCCGGUGCUUGACCAGAACCAGGAUAACAUUUAUCGAAUAACCAGAGAUGUUCAGUGGCGACGGGUUUCUCAGUAACAGUGCGAACUUUGAACACUAGACACAACUUUAGUGGAUCCAAAUAAUACCAGAUUAUCAUAACCGCGACUGGGUCCACCCUUUUCGAUCUUAUUUCCUAGCCAUCUUGUUGUGUGUUACUUUGGAAAUGUUCACUGCCAAUUGUUUGAGCAACUUCUUAAGUGUAGCACAGUUUAAAUCUAGUGUGUGCGACUGCAAGUUGUGAAUAUUUCUCUCUUACGAAACCAGCGUUGAAGGGCACAUAUAUGUUAGCCCUGUGUAUUGAAUCUAUUUUAUCAUCCGUAUCGGUUUGAUUGUAAUUUUAAACCCAUAUUAUGGUUUAACCUAAGCAUGAUUACAUGUAGGAGUACUGAUGCUAAUGUUUUAAAAUGUGUAAUAACAUUAGAGUGAAAAGGCACCUGUGUAGCAACUCAGAAUGCAGAACGCCAUGUAUUUGAUAUCAAUAACUUGCUCGCAGAUGAACGAUAAAUCAUUAGAAAUACAGAGAGAAAAAUGGGCAAAGUCGCAAGUUGUGGAUUUUACAUGUGAAUUCACUUCUGAUGCAUUGAAGUGUGGAAUGCUCUGCGACAAUCUAGGAAUAUGCAUCUCCCAACUACAUGUAUAUUGUAAUAUCGUAUCUUCACGAAGUGAAGUGAAUCACUUAUUGUAACAACAAAUCUUUAUUUUGUCUAUUUUUGUUGCCAGGAAGGCCUGUACAUUGUAAUUUAAGAUAUUGGUGACAAUUGUUGCUGCCCAAUGGAAGGUUAUUGUCACAUUUUACCCCGUUUAAGUUUACAAAUACCAUUCACAUGUACACACAUUAAUAAACUGUAUGUGAUUCUAAUACCGUAUUUGUUCUGUUAGAAGUGCAUCUCCAAUAGCAGCGUACAUAAACUAAAAGUUGCAUUUAUAUGGCAGUAUGCUGGAUCAUUAAAAUAUGAAUUAUUUUGAUCAUAAAAUACACCUUUGUUAGGCACUCCUGAUAGAACAAAUUUGG